AUGGACGCACAAGCCAAUACAAGCCAAUAUCCCCCCGGAUAUCUCGAAGAUUAUAACGGACACAAACUCGUCGCUACAUGUAUCUGUUGUAUAAUCCUAAACAUAUUUUUCGUCUUUGCGAGAUUUACUUCGAGAUGGAUUCACAAUACACCGAGGGGAUGGGACGAUUUCCUCAUGGUGCCUGCGUUGAUAUUUUCGGUGCUGCUUGCUACUCUGGGUCUUGUCGGUAUAAACUACUGCGGCGUAGGCCAGCACAUCGAAGCCCUCAAACUCAACCACCCCUCGCAACUCCUCUCCCUCUACAAACUCCUAAUAUUUUUCCCCGCCACCUACGCCAUCGCCGUAACCUUCCCCAAACUAUCCAUUCUCGCCAUGUACCUCCGUAUAUUCACGGUACCCUUCUACCGCAUGGUAACCUAUACCGUUAUAUACAUACUCGUGAUCUCCUCGACUAUUUUAUUUAUGAUGAUGCUCUUCCAAUGCACGCCUGUGGAUUAUUUCUGGAACAAAGCUAUUCCUGGGGGCAAAUGUCAUUUGGAUAUUGAAAAGCUGUUUUUAUAUGCUAGUUUGCCUAAUAUUAUUACUGAUGUCGUUAUGUUGGCACUACCGCUCCCGUUUAUUUUUACGCUGAAUAUGACGAGGAAGAUGAAGGUUGGGUUGGGUAUUACGAUACUUACUGGAUCGAGCGGUCUCGCAACCUCCAUCCUCCGCUUCAUCUCCUUCUCCCACCAAUCACUCUUCCCCGACACACCCCGCGCCGCCGUCGACCUAGCCCUCUUCACCAUCCUCGAAACCUGCAUGUAUAUAAUCGCCGCCUGUCUACCCGCCUGCCGGCCUCUCUACAACAUCUUGCGUCACCCUACUCGCAACAUGCAAAACAUGGGUGACGACAACCCGAAAGAUCUUUUAAAUUCACCCCAUGACAGUAGCGGCAGAAUCCCGCUUCAGGAUAUCGAACUUCAACAUACACAAACAGAGACGCCCGACGGGAGCGAAAGCGAAAAUGAUAAUGGUAGUCGUGGUCGUGGUGAAGAAAAUCAAAGAGGAAGAUACCAUGGACUUAGCGACGGAUUCCGAGGAAUGCAAGGACGAUUCAAGAGAUUAGGAUCUGACGCCGGCCUAUUUCUAAGCAGGAGGGAUACAUCACCUCACCACCCAUCAGCCCAUCCAUCCCACCCAUCCCCCCAAUCUCACACCCCCACCCAGCAAGAACAACCCCCCUCCCAGCCCCCCCUCAACUCCAGCCUCAACUCCAGCCUGCACAAAUUCCACAAACUACACUCACUACGCUCGUUGUCCCACGAGCGAAUAUCUCGGCACCCAGAACGAGUACCGGUAUUUGAAACACCACCUGAACGAGUACAUAUAGCCGAUAUGCACAUUGGACAUGGGGAGGAUAUGGAACGGGAUAAGGAUAAGGAUAUGGAGCGGGAUGCAGAGCAAGCAGGGAAAGGUGUACAAGGUGGACAAGGCACUUAUGCCCGGGAUGGGAUUGUCAUUCGGGUGAAACAGGAAUAUGAUGUUUAUUAUGAUCGGACGCCUUUAUGA
Sclerotinia borealis F-4128 is the source of this 1548-nucleotide messenger RNA. Lineage: Eukaryota; Fungi; Ascomycota; Leotiomycetes; Helotiales; Sclerotiniaceae. The record is from the annotation of a GenBank genome assembly.